AUGAAGAUUAUUAUUGUCAAUUGUGGGCAAUCUCAAAUCAUAAUUACAUCAUUAAACUUGUUUACUUUGUUUCAGAUUGUGGAGUUGAGAGUGCACAUGGACUGUCCUGGAUGUGAGCGCAGAGUAACGAAAGCUCUUUCCAAAUUAGACGGAGUGGACAAUGUCGACAUAGACAUGAACAUGCAAAAGGUAACGGUGACUGGACGGACCGAUCAGAAAAAGGUCCUAAAAAAAGUAAGAAGCACCGGUCGUACGGCAGAGCUUUGGCCAUUUCCGUACAACCCCGAGUACCACAGUUACUACAACCCAGACCCUAAUUCCGGCUACACCGCCACUCCUAAUUAUUACACGGCUCAGCCAUCUUCAAGGUACAACUAUUAUAAGCACGGGUACAACGGCCACCAACAUGGCUACUAUCAGCAGCCACCUUCCUCCGCAGUCAUCAACGAACGAGCCUCCACCAUGUUUAGUGACGAUAAUGCCACUGGCUGCUCUAUAAUGUAAUCAAGCAAAGAAAGUAAAUCACUGUGUGUUUGUGUGUGUGUUCACUUUACAUAUAUGUAUGAAUCGAUGCAUGUGUGUUUGAUUUACAUGUUCGAAUUUCCAUCUCUUUCGUGUUUUGAGAAUGUACAACAAAAUUGCUUAGUUUAA
This is a messenger RNA of Erythranthe guttata (spotted monkey flower), 651 nucleotides long. Its product is annotated as heavy metal-associated isoprenylated plant protein 28. Gene Ontology annotation, molecular function: metal ion binding. The record is from RefSeq and is a predicted model, not a curated record. Lineage: Eukaryota; Viridiplantae; Streptophyta; Magnoliopsida; Lamiales; Phrymaceae.